Molecule: messenger RNA, 1968 nt
Organism: Oenanthe melanoleuca
Lineage: Eukaryota; Metazoa; Chordata; Aves; Passeriformes; Muscicapidae
Gene: SKA1
Product: spindle and kinetochore associated complex subunit 1
Exons: 7
Coding region: 410-1768 (452 amino acids)
Biological process (GO): cell division; mitotic cell cycle; regulation of microtubule polymerization or depolymerization
Cellular component (GO): spindle microtubule; mitotic spindle; outer kinetochore
Molecular function (GO): microtubule binding
Source: RefSeq, a predicted model, not a curated record
AAUGGAACUUAUAGAUGUAACGUUUUACCCCUUGGCAAGCUGAUUAGUGGGAAGGUCCUCCUUGCGAGCUGCGCUGAAUAAACGUCUCCUUUCUAAGGUAAACUCUGUGUACACAGAGUUCCUAAAAUCGACAACACCCUCCACGCUCCCGCUCCCCUCAGAGCUCCAGCCUGACGCCCUUCCUCCUAGUCCCUCCAGACUCACAGAAUUACAGUCAAAGGCUGGAAAAGACCUUCGAGAUCGUGCCCAACCUAUGAUUGAUCCCCUUUUGUCACCCAGACCACAUCACUGAGUAUCACGUCCUUCCACGGAUGAGGCCUCCAGACUUCCCUGGGCAGCCCCUUCCAAUGCCAGAACGCCCUUUCCACGAAGAAAUUCCUCCUGAAAUGCAACCCGAGCUUGGGACCACAUGCCCUUGUCCUUUCAAUGGCUGCUUGGGAGACCGACCUUCACCUGGCCUACAAAUCCCCGCAUUCCGCUCCUCGCGUUCCCCUCAGUGCUCCCGCUCCUACUGCCCCGCUUCUCCUCAGCGCUGCCCCCGCUCCCCUCAGCGCUCCCGCUCUCCCCGCCCCGCUUCUCCUCAGCGCUGCCCCCGCUCCGCCCUUCGUUCCCCUCAGCGCUCCCGCUCCGCCCUUCGUUCCCCUCAGCGCUCCCGCCCCGCUUCUCCUCAGCGCUGCCCCCGCUCCGCCCCUCGCUCCCCUCAGCGCUCCCGCCCCGCUUCUCCUCAGCGCUGCCCCCGCUCCGCCCCUCGCUCACCCCAGCUCUCCCGCCCCGCUUCUCCUCAGCGCUGCCCCCGCUCCGCCCCUCGCUCCCCUCAGCGCACGCUCCCUCCCCGCCCUUCCCAACGGCCGCCCGAGCGCGGCGGAUUCAAACCGGCGCUCGAACCGGGCCGCAGGAGGAAAACCGGGCGUUCUCCCUCCUCGCCUGGCCGAGUGGGUGGGAGAGUGGGACAGGGACGAAAACCGGGAAGCACUGGCCUUGCUACGCCUGUGCGAUGACGAAAGAUAUGGGAUCCUCGUCCCUGGAAGAUUUAUGCUUCCACAUCAAUACAAAGAUUUCAAAUGUUAAAAAGUGUAUCCAAUUGAGAGACAUGGGUGAAGAUGAAUCCUGCAAGCCUAUGCUCCCUAAAAUAAAGAAUAAGCUGCACCUUGUACAUGAUCUCCUGAAUAAAAUGGAAAUUAUAAUUAAACGGCAAGAAAAGUUGAAAGAUUUGCUGAAAGAGCUCCAGAAGGCUGCUGAGAGAGAUCAAGAAGCAGCACAGCACCUCCUUGAACACAUUCCACCCUACCUGCCUAAACCAACCAAGAGCUGCAUCACGGUGCCAACUGAGAUACAGGAAGGGCAAAAAAAGACUGUAGAAGCUAAGACUGCAAAGAAGCCUGCAAAAGAGCCAAUAGUCAUUAAAGAAGUGGCACUAAUAACCACAGAGGAGUUUGAAAAUAUUCCUGCGUAUCUGAAAGGCCGUAUUGCAUAUGAUCAGAUUAAUGCAGUUGUUCAACAGUUAAACAAGGCUCUGGAGGGCAAGUACAAGGUCUUGCAUCAGCCUUUGAAGUCCAUGAGUGUACCAGUCAGAAAUCUGUACCACAGGUUCAUGGAAGAAGAAACUAAGGAUACAAAAGGAGUGUUUUUUAUUGUGGAGGCUGAUAUCAGGGAGUUCACUCAGCUGAAGCUGGACAAGCGCUUCCACAGCAUCCUGAGCAUCCUGCGGCACUGCCAGAGAGUGCGGGAGCUCCGCAGCUCGGGGCUCAUCCGCUACAUCGUCUGCUGACCAGCUCCCGUGCCUGCCCCCGUGUCCUGUGCCCAGCCAGCAGCACUGAGGCACAGGGACUGCUUCCCAGGAGGUGCUUAAAUAUUUGAGUUUUGUUUUGUGAAGUCAAGGGGAACUACAGACCCGAGCCAGAAAGGCAGCUGGGCACAUGCAGUUAAUCACAUUUCCUGAACGUGAAAGUAAAGUUCCUUGCAUGUUGA